Molecule: messenger RNA, 1706 nt
Organism: Xenopus tropicalis (tropical clawed frog)
Lineage: Eukaryota; Metazoa; Chordata; Amphibia; Anura; Pipidae
Gene: wdr12
Product: WD repeat domain 12
Biological process (GO): ribosomal large subunit biogenesis; maturation of 5.8S rRNA from tricistronic rRNA transcript (SSU-rRNA, 5.8S rRNA, LSU-rRNA); maturation of LSU-rRNA from tricistronic rRNA transcript (SSU-rRNA, 5.8S rRNA, LSU-rRNA)
Cellular component (GO): nucleoplasm; nucleus; preribosome, large subunit precursor
Molecular function (GO): ribonucleoprotein complex binding
Source: RefSeq, marked provisional
CGAUGUGCUCGGAGUGCAGGACUGCUCCGUGUAGACACGUGGUUGGCUUCUCGCUUGUUGCGUAGCGGUGUAGCUGGAGUGUGCGUCCCUAGAAUUAGAGUUCCCGGCUCCGGCUGGUUAAGAGAGUGAUUUCGCCAUGGCGCAGAUUCAGGCGCGCUUCUUCACCGAGGAAGAAAAGUACAAGGUCGAUGAUGUUCCAUUCUCCAUUCCAGCUACCUCCGAAAUUGUAGACCUUAGUAAUCUCAUCAACAAACUGCUUGAAACAAAGAAUGGUGAUCACAAACCUGUGGAGUUUGACUUUCUUGUCAAGAGUCAGUUCCUGCGGAUGCCACUUAUCAAGCAUAUGGAGGCAGAAGGAAUUUCAACAGAAGUGGUAGUUGAAAUAGAGUAUGUUGAAAAGAUCACAGCCCCUCAGCCUGAAGAGUGCAUGAUGCAUGACGACUGGGUGAGCUCUAUUGCAGGCACCGAAGAAUGGAUUCUUACAGGUUCUUAUGAUAAAACCUGUAGAAUUUGGUCUUUGGAAGGGAAGACCAUUAUGACAAUCACAGGACACACAGAAGCAGUAAAGGAUGUGACAUGGGUGAAAAAAGACAGUUUGUCCUGCCUACUUCUGAGUGCUUCGAUUGACCAAACCAUUCAGCUGUGGGAGUGGAACACAGAGCGCAAUAAAAUAAAGGCCCUUCAUUGCUGUCGUGGCCAUGCUGGCAGUGUUGACUCCAUAGCUGUUGAUGCAUCAAGAACUAAAUUUUGCAGUGGCUCUUGGGAUAAGAUGCUGAAGAUAUGGUCAGCAGUCCCCUCUGAAGAGGAAGAUGAAUAUGAAGAGACAUCUGACCGUCCUAGAAAAAAGCAGAAAACAGAGAAGAUGGGGCUAACAAGGAUUCCUAUUGUCACUCUGUCUGGACAUAGUGAGGCUGUCUCAUCUGUACUGUGGUCUGAUGUAGAUGAGAUUUGUAGUGCCUCGUGGGAUCACAACAUUAAAAUCUGGGAUGUUGAAACUGGAACUGUUAAAAGCACUUUGGCAGGAAAUAAGGUUUUCAACUGUAUCUCCUACUCCCCGCUUUCCCAACGUCUUGCAUCAGGGAGCACCGAUAGACAUAUCCGUCUUUGGGAUCCACGUUCAAAAGAUGGAUCCCUAGUUCUUUGCUCUCUGACGUCACAUACAGGUUGGGUGACAUCUGUGAAAUGGUCUCCCUCUCAUGAGCAGCAGCUAGUGUCUGGAUCUCUUGACAAACUUGUGAAGCUGUGGGACACCAGGAGCUGUAAGGCGCCUCUUUAUGACCUCGCUGCUCACAGCGAUAAGGUGCUCAGUGUUGAUUGGACAGAUGCAGGGCUAAUACUGAGUGGUGGAUCAGACAACAAGCUUUAUUCAUACAGAUAUACAGCAUCCCUGUCCGAUGUAGGAGCAUGAACAUUAUAUUACUUAAAAUGGCUGUUAAAAAACAGUACUUAAAUGGUGGAAACUGAGAUUUUUCUGAAGUUUUUUGGAAUUCUAUUUAUCCUGUGGCACUGUUGCAGGAAUAUAAUUUACGUUUUGUUGGAAAGGCUUGAAUUUAAAGUUAUUGUCUCUAACAGAUGUUCACCAUGUAAAUGUACAUUUUUUAUGUAUAUUUUUCCUGAAGAUUCACAUUCUAGUAUAAAAAUUUAUACUUUGUAUAUAUUUUUUUUUUAUUAUUACUACACCUCAAAUAAAGGAUUGUUCCUUGCAA